This is a messenger RNA of Heterobilharzia americana, 789 nucleotides long. NCBI's taxonomy places the organism in Eukaryota, Metazoa, Platyhelminthes, Trematoda, Strigeidida, Schistosomatidae. The record is from the annotation of a GenBank genome assembly.
CGGAAUUAUUUAUUUGUACAUCAAUAUUUUGCAUCCAAUGUUAUUGCCAUCUAGUUUUAAUGCACCACGUUACCACGUAUUGUGAUAAACGUCACGUCAAUAAUUUGAAAUGUCUUCUGAAACUCCGAAAGAAAUUACGGUCAACAAAUGGGACGUUGGUUCACUAAAGUUGGCUCUUGAUGAUGCAGCCAAAGAGUUGUUCAUGAAAAAGCUUGGCUUAGUUGAAACUCACCAACUUUUUGAUGGACGAUUAGUUUUAUGCACAAUAUCUGUCUUAAUAGCAGGCUUCGGAGUAUUGUUUGAUUAUUUGUACCCACAUCCUCGCUCUCGAACGGUGCUGAUAGUCUGUAUCGUGCUUUACUUCCUGAUGUCAGCUAUGAUUACCUUAUAUGUUAUGUACGUGGAAAAGAAUGUUUUCUUCACUGGGGUCAAAGAAGAUAAGACGGGAGUCGACCCUGCGGAUGCCUGGACAGCAUCUUCAUACAUGAACAAGUAUGACCCAACGUACCAUUUUAGCUUAAGAGUGUGUGAUGGCAUUACUAAGAAAGUCAAAUUGUCUGCUGUAGAAAAGUCUGCUGCAGAGUUUUUCAAUGUUAAAGGAGAGCUCCAGAGAGAAAGGUACGAUGAGUUCUUGAGGAAUUUGGUGGCAGAUCUUUAUUGUGAUAAGAAAACUCGUUAAAAUUCAUGAUUUUAGUAGUUUGUAUAUUGUCUGUAUUUUUCGCAUGAAUAUAUUGUUUGAAAUUUGUAAAUUUAUUCUCAUAAUAAUAUUUUCGCUAUCUCUGUUAGCAC